Messenger RNA from Nilaparvata lugens (brown planthopper), 5270 nucleotides. It is a transcript of the gene cwo, whose product is annotated as transcription factor cwo. The transcript is spliced from 7 exons. Gene Ontology annotation, molecular function: RNA polymerase II cis-regulatory region sequence-specific DNA binding; protein dimerization activity; DNA-binding transcription factor activity, RNA polymerase II-specific. Gene Ontology annotation, cellular component: nucleus. The record is from RefSeq and is a predicted model, not a curated record. Lineage: Eukaryota; Metazoa; Arthropoda; Insecta; Hemiptera; Delphacidae. Gene Ontology annotation, biological process: regulation of transcription by RNA polymerase II; regulation of circadian rhythm; anterior/posterior pattern specification. The coding region runs from base 432 to 2093 and encodes 553 amino acids.
CUCAGUCUAUCUUCAAACUUCGGUGUAGAAGCUUGUUCAGUACAAAAGAGUUUGUCUAGGUUUUUGAACAGCACAACAAUUUCAAUCUAUUUCUAGUUUGAUUAGCCUACCUUUGUUUGGCAAACUGAUAGGUACGAUAAUUUGAAAAGGGGAGCCAACAGUUUGUUGUGGUAUCACUGGUUUUUGAGCAGGUGCGAAGAUACCGCUACCUAGCGGUGAAAUUGCAAAUCACUUCAUAAUCUUGUUGGCUGUGCAGUGUGUUGAAGUUUAGUAGGUUUUUGGUUAGGUGUAGUGUUACUGGCAAUUUGAUUGUGAAUCAAUUAUUUGUGUAAUGUCGCGUUGUUUUUCGGGUUAGUGUGAAAAAUUGUUGAUUUUUGUGUCGUUGUAUUAUUGUGGAUGUGUGAACACAUGUUGUCCAAGCAACAAAUAAUAUGGAUUCACCAGCAGCCUAUUGGGACGAAACUUCAAAUUUGCACAAUAACCUCAAAUAUGAAAGAUGUGGUUCAGGAAAUUCAGGACCUCCAUCUCGCGUCUGUAAGGAAGAACAAAAUGUUUAUCGCUAUUGCGAAACCAAUGGAGGGAACUUGAACUUUACGACGGCCGCUACAAGUGAAGAUGAUGAAUAUACCUAUCACAAGAAAAAAAUCUCAAGGGACCCGAUGUCGCACCGGAUAAUCGAGAAGCGUCGCCGCGACCGCAUGAACAACUGCCUGGCCGAUCUGUCGCGCCUCAUCCCGGCCGACUACCUGAAGAAGGGUCGCGGCCGCAUCGAGAAGACUGAAAUCAUUGAAAUGGCCAUCAAGCACAUGAAGUAUCUGCAAGCCCACUUCUGCAGUCACAUCGGCGCUUCGGAAGGCUUCACCCCCGACCGCCGGCCCUCCUCACCCCACCCCCACUGCGAGGAGUCGAUGUCUUCCCCUCCCACCUCGGAGGAACCCCUUGCUCCCCCCCUGGCCAAGCCGAGUGAGCACUACCGCCUGGGGUUCCACGAGUGCCUCACUGAGACUAUGCACUUCCUUGUCGAAGUCGAGGGAUAUUACUCGGGAGAUGCACUGUGUGUCUCUCUCAUCAGCCAUCUACAGAAGCAUUGUGAUUCUAUCAUCAAAAGCGACCGUUUGAGCAGCCUGAACCACCUACCACCAGCCAGCUCCUCGACCGCCUCCAACUGUGGAGAGUCGGUCAGCACCUCCUCACCUAGCUCUGCCUCUGGGGUCGGAGGAGUUGAAGGAGGAGGUGGAGGAGGAGUAACAACCAAGAUGGCGCCCGAACACCAUCACCACAAUGGCGGCUCUAGUUCUAGCAGUGAAGCAGGCCGCAGUGGCGAUGACCUCCACAUGCUCUAUGAGAACCAAAAUGGCGGCGGCAGCAGUCAGCUGAGGGAUAUCCUCACCAGUCCAAACAGCAAUCACUCCAUGGCUAGUCGGCUACAGCUGGGUGUGGACUCUCCAACACCGCCCAACAAUGGCUCCACUUCGAGUCACGACUCGAGUCACUCCAAUGGAGGCGGAAGCGCGGCUGGAUUCAAAUUCAAAAACAACAUCAAGCAACGCUUCAGCGCCGAACACCCCCACCCCCACCCUAACCAUCCACUAGCUGACAGGAUUGCUACAAUUACGACGAGCUCCAGUGAUGUCACCAAGGACUGUCGAUCAACUAGUUGUACGUCGUCGACGACAUCAGGCAAGCGGCGACACUCGGUCGAACCGGGCAGUGAUCUGGACGCCCCGUCGCCCCAGCAGAGGCCCUACAUCCAGUCCACCAGCAUCCCCAUAUUCGCCCUGCAUUCGGCCGGCUCUUUCUACAUCCCCCUCACCGUUGACCUGGAUGCUAUCACCCCGUUCCUCGGAAAUGUGUCCUUGGAAACACAUCCCAACCUGUCCUCCCUGGUUUUACAUCCUGUUACGAUUUCGGUCAACUUUCACCCGCCCAAAGUGAUUUUCACUAACAAUGCUAUGGUGAAUCAUAACAAUAAUAGUUUGGUGGCCAAUGGGAAGAUGGCGGCGAGUAAUGGCUGGAAUGGGUUACAACCGGCAGCUGUUAAUAGUUUUCUGCCGAUUCCUAAGUGGGCGGCUUGUUUGCCCGAGCGAAGCUGAAACUGAUUCUUCUAUUCAAUUGAUCAAUUAUUCAUUGGUUGAUUGAUUAAUCUAAUUAAUCAAUAAAUCAACCUAAAAUCUAAAUCUAAUUAAUCUACCUGUGUUGUAUAUCCAUACUUUUUCACUAUUAAUUUAAAAAACUUGGAUUUUAAAACACCUCUGGAGUGAUGAAUGCACGAUCUUUUUGACCUGGUUUGGGUCAUCGUCCAGCUGAUAGUAAGUGCAUUUUCCACUUCAUAAGAAGUGUUUUAAAAUUCAAGUUUUUCAAUCUAUAUUGAUUGAGUAUUAGAUUGAUUGUUUAAUUGAUUGUUUGGUUUUUAUUGAUUCAUUGUUAUAUUUAAUGAUUGAUUAAUUGAACUACAGUACCAGCCAAAAUAAACAGUACUGAAAUGGUAAUACUUUAUUUUACGUAUCAAUUUUAACAACACUUACAAGUUAAAAAUAAUUGAGGACAAAAUUUUGUAAUGGGAACAUCUACAAGAUGUUUUACUUUUUCAACCUAUUUCGGACUAUGUGUAACCUUAUCUAAAUUUGGGAGAAGAAUAGCACAAGGUUACCUUAUUUUUCCUCUCCCUAUAAUUUUGAUAAUGUACUUAUUGUAUCAAUCAAUAAAGAAUUAAUUAAAUUCAAAGGAAGUAAAAUAGGUUAAACAAGGGUAAUAACAUGUUCAAUAUGACCCCCGUUCAAUUGUAGGCAACACUCGUACGGAUUUAAUCCAGUUUAAAAUUAAAUUUAGUUUAAACUGUGCAAACGGCCCUAAGAUUCAUAGCAUUACUAUGCGGGUUUUUGUGGAAAUGUUCCUGAAAACUUAGAGCAGUGUGUGACAAGCUUGGACCACCCGCACGUCCAUUUACGUAUGAACGAAAAUAAUGCUCUACGAUAAAAGUUUUUCAUACAGUUGUUAGCACCAUGUUAACAAAAACUAACCUUUAAUAAGAAAGAAGUAAUGAACGCGAAGCCGUGGCAACAAUCACUAAUUGAAUCAGCUGAUCGAGAAGGCAACUACAGCUGAUUCAGUUUCAGUACUGUUUAUUUUGGCUGUGUUGAGUAAGUGUUCAAUUGAUUGAGAGGGUGAACACUAAGGCUGGGCGUACACCGGUUAGUCUCAAGACAAGACUAGUCACGUCUAGUCACAAUACUUCAAAUAGUUGCCAUGUUUAAUUGCAAUGACUAAUCAGUGUGAGCUGCGUCAUAAGCAACAAUGUGAAGUAUUGUGACUAAACGUGUCUGAUCCUGUCUUGUCUUGUCUUGACUAACUGGUGUGUGCCUGGCCUAACGAGUGUCAGAGGUUGUAAGGUAGGUAGGGAUCAGUUAGUUUCCUAUAAUCGAUGCUGGUUGGUGCAAACAUGAGUACCGUAUCAUACUCAAAGACCUUAAAGAUGCAUAGACUCACAUGCAGCGCUAGUGUCGUACUUGGAAUUGAAAUCCGCCAUUGAGGGGGCAACCCAUAAGAUUGUUACAUACCAAUGCCACCAAUGCCUUUGUGAUCUAUAGUAUUACAAAUAUAUAAUGUAUAAUAUCUCGUGCUAAAAUACCCCAAUGGCGGCCUUCAAUUUCAAGUAAGAGCUAUCAUUGGGAAGGCAUAGGCAUUGUGGGUCUAUAUCUCUUUAAGGUCUUUGAUCAUACUAGUUUAUCUAUUCUUAUUCUAUGGUGCAACCAUAGCGAGAUUAGUUUUUAUCUAAGAUCAGCUAGUUGGUAGUUAUGUUGUGAUCAUUGGUGAUGAAUAUUUUCUUGCUGAGCAUGUCAUACUAUCUUUUGAUACUACCUAGUAGAUCUAUAUAGAAUACCGAUUGUACAGUUCAAUUACAGCUAGAUAACUAGGUAUGAUCAGAUGGUUCAAAAUAAUUGAUCCCUGCCUAUGCCUAAGUAUGUUGAAACUGGUUUUACACUAUCAAAUAUUUGUGAAAUGGAAUAGGUUACUUGAAACUGUCUUAACCAAUAUUUAAAGCUAUACGAAGUACUUGUCAAGUCGAAUUGACUAUAGCUGCGUUUACACCAAAGUUAUUAAAAAAAUGUUAAUAACUUAAUAAUUAUUAUGGAUUCUAUUAGAUUGAACAUAACUUAUCAUACACAUGAUGAACAUAUGUGUUUGUCAAGUUCCGUUCUAUCUUAUAGAAUCUAUAAGGAUUAAGUUAUUAACAUUUUGUUAGUCACUUUGGUGUAAACGCAGCUUAGUCCUUCAAAUUAAAUGCGAUAUCUUGGUCAAGAUUUAGAGCUAUAUCAAGGUUUUGUCAAAAUGUAUUGUCUAUUUGAAACUAUUGUCAAUUUUUUAAUUUUGUACAAAUUUGGAAAUUGGUUGAGAUUUGGAGGCUUUUCAAAAAAAUAAUUGACUAUUUGAUUUAGAUUUGAUCGUGUAAAAAUUGUUUGAUAAAACGCUAGAGACACAGACACAACAAACCUAUAUUCUAUAUAAAUUUAUUGAUUGUAAAAAUUAUGAAUUUACAACCUGAUAAUAUCAUUGAAUCUUCAGAAGACUCUAGUAGGCUAUCAUCAAUAAAUCUUUGCAUCACAAUUUUAAUUUUUUUAUGCUUCAGGUCUUUUUAGUAGAUGAAAUAUAGUUUAUCUGUGUAUAGUGAAUUUUACAUCUAUAUAUCUUGACAGAAGAAAGAAAUUUACUUGGAAGUUUCUCUAGCGGUUUAUUGAAACUAAAUUUAACCGUUAAAUUUUAACCGUGAUUAAUUCUACGAGAACCAGUUUGAAAAAUCGUUUUUUUAAAAACGCCUUCUUUGAUUGGUUCUCGUGAAAGUAAUCACAGUUAAAAUUUAACCAGCUGUUGUGCAACCAGGCCUUUGAGUGUUAGGUUUAGUUAAUGUUUGUGAUAAUUAUGUCAAUGAUUUUUUUAGGAGUUUUUAUCUCCUUAGGUGAUGUGACUUUCUCGAUUUUUUUGUUGAUGUGACUUUCCUUGAUUUUUGUUUUUGUUCAUUACUGAGGAGGAGUAUAGCUUCUCCAAACUUGUUUUAUUUCAUUGUUUCAAAUUUUAUCUUCUAUUCAAAAUAGAUUGUUCAAACAAUAUUUUAAAAAUAUAAAAUCACUAAAAAAACGUAUUGCUCUAUUAGAUAGUCUAUGAAACCUCAGUCUUCAAAUCUACUGAAAAUGGUUGGUGCUCAAUGAUACUUUAUGUGAUUUUGUAAAAUUGAUUAUUGUUUUUCUAAAAUAAAGAUUAUUUUUAUAAGAAAA